AUGGCAGUCGGUCUGGAGGAAAUAUUGACUCGUUUCUGGGCCUGUGAGGAGAUCGAUUCUACCUCUACUUAUUCGCCUGAGGAAGCACGCUGCGAGAAGCAGUAUGCUAGAGCUGUACGAAGGGGAACGGAUGGCCGAUACACAGUCUUACUACCAAGGGAUGAAGUCGCACUGGCAAGGAUGGGCAAGCCAAGGGACAUCGCAUUCCGGCGACUAGAAGCUUUGGAACGCAGACUGUCGAAGGAUCCCGAGCUCCGGCAACAGUACAACCAGUUCAUGGCGGGAUACCUGGAGCUAGGCCAUAUGCGAAAGGUAUCUGUGGCACCAGAUGAGGAAGGCACACACUGCUUCUUACCGCAUCAUCCAGUGGUCAAACAAGAAAACACCACAACCAAGGUCAGAGUGGUCUUUGAUGCAUCGUGCAAAACUUCUUCGGGAACAUCUCUAAACGAUGCUCUAUUAGUGGGGGCGGUGAUUCGGGAUGAUCUCCGGUCAAUUAUUCUACGUAGUCGAACCAAGCAGUAUAUGGUGGUAGCAGACGUCGAAAAGAUGUUUCGGCAAAUCCAGAUUGAUGAGAGGGACAUGCCUCUUCAACGAAUUAUGUGGCGUGUCGAUAGGGCCGUGAAGGUCGGUAUCUUCGAAUUAACCACGGUUACCUAUGGAUCCAAGCCCACCCCGUUCCUCGCAACCAGAACUCUGAAGCAAUUGGCUAUGGACGAGCAAGCACAAUAUCCAUUAGCAGCAAGAAGUGCAAUCGAAGACGUCUACAUGGACGAUGUUUUGACCGGUGCUGACGAAGCAGAAGCAGCGUUGGAACUGCGAAUCCAGCUAGACGAGAUGAUGGAUAAAGGCAGAUUCCGUCUGAGAAAGUGA
Molecule: messenger RNA, 873 nt
Organism: Topomyia yanbarensis
Lineage: Eukaryota; Metazoa; Arthropoda; Insecta; Diptera; Culicidae
Exons: 1
Coding region: 1-873 (290 amino acids)
Source: RefSeq, a predicted model, not a curated record